Messenger RNA from Dendronephthya gigantea, 1806 nucleotides. RefSeq names its product 2-aminoethylphosphonate--pyruvate transaminase-like. The record is from RefSeq and is a predicted model, not a curated record. The transcript has 4 exons. Lineage: Eukaryota; Metazoa; Cnidaria; Anthozoa; Malacalcyonacea; Nephtheidae. Gene Ontology annotation, biological process: organic phosphonate catabolic process. Bases 130 to 1356 code for a protein of 408 amino acids. Gene Ontology annotation, molecular function: 2-aminoethylphosphonate:pyruvate transaminase activity.
UCGUGUUCCACAAACCACGGAGUGUUGCAGACUCUGAUUGUCAUCCAUCCAUUUCUAAACACGAUCGCAGACUUUGAAAGUACCUUUAAUUGUUACUUCUGACAGAUUGAAUUGCUUCUAUUCACAAUUAUGGCUUUUCUUUUGAGACAGUCUACGAAAUGUUUAAGAAAUUCUCUAAAUUUCCAACCGGCGUUCCAACAAUGGCGAUGGUUAUCAGUGACGGGGGCCAGAUCGCAAGAUGAUGGCAAGAAUCUUUUCACUCCUGGUCCUCUCAACACCCAUGCGGACACAAGAGAAGCAAUGCAGAAGGACUUUGGUUCUCGGGAUAAGGAGUUCAUAGAGUGCAUUGAAUUCAUCAGGACGAGCUUAGUCGCGUUUGCGCAUCUUCCGGAUGAUAAAUUUACAUGCAUACCAAUGCAAGGUGCUGGAACCAUGGGCGUCGAGUCAACCAUUGGUACCACAGUGCCGAGAGAUGGUAAAAUACUGAUCUGUAGCAAUGGUGCAUAUGGUGACCGAAUUGGUGCAAUUUCAAAAGUGUUAGGGAUUAAUUCUGUUAUCCACAAAGACAUUGAAACGGAACCAACAAAUCUCAGGAAAGUUGAAGAAAUCUUGGCGAAUGACAAAGCAAUAACAAAUGUUGCGAUGGUUCAUUGUGAGACUACGACAGGGAUAUUCAAUCCAAUUGAAGACGUGGGUCAGCUCGUCCGAAAACACGCGCCAAACGCAGCAUUCUUUGUUGACGCCAUGAGCAGUUUUGCUGCCGUUCCCAUUAAUUUUGAGAAAGCAGGGAUAGAUUUCCUCGUGAGUUCAGCGAACAAGUGCACAGAAGGCGUUCCUGGGUUCUCUUUCAUCCUAGCAAAUGUCGAAAAACUAGAAAAAUGCGAGGGAAAUGCCAGGAGUCUGUCGCUGGACGCUCUCGCUCAGUAUAAAGGAUUUCGGGAAAAUGGACAGUUUCGGUUUACGCCGCCUACCCAUGUUUUGAUGGCGUUCAAAAGGGCAAUUGAGCUUCAAAAAGAAGAGGGAGGUGUGGAAGGAAGGUCUAAAAGGUAUCAGGAAAACAGAAAGAUAUUGAAGUCGGGUAUGAAGGAGAUGGGUUUCCGAGAACUGCUUAAGGAGUCUGACCAGGGCUAUAUCAUUACGUCGUUUUACUAUCCCGACCAUCCCAAUUUCCGUUUCGAAGAUUUCUACACACGGCUCAGCGAGAAAGGCCAGGUCAUCUAUCCUGGAAAAGUGAGCCAAGCCAGCUGUUUUCGAAUUGGAAACAUUGGCCAACUCUAUGCAGACGACAUGAAAGUUUUAUUAAAAUGUGUUAGGGACGUGUGUUCUGACAUGAAUAUCCCCUUGCCUCUAGCGUGAUAGAUGGCUGAAUGGUAGAUAGAAUAGUAUAAAGAAUUUGCUAUUUCACUUCUUGAUUGCACAAUCUGAUCUGUGUGUAAAUCUAUCAUUAUAAAAUUCAUAAUUUAUUACGUUUGCCUAUAAAAUCACACGCUAGCUCAUUACUGGCUCUCAUGUACAUUCGUUGGAGACCGAGAAACAAUACUUCUAACAUUCAUAAUUUUAACACAAGUGUCAAAUAUAAAGAACAUCCUUUUUGGAAUUGGUGCAUGGUGUGUUUGUUAGAAAUUUAAUUAGUAUUCUCGUUGCAAGUUGUCGGAAAUGCGGGAAGAGGUCAUUCGUCUUGGGGCUUUCAAAAUAACAGUCAAUAAGUCGCAAUGUCUUGUGAAACUUUGAACAAUUUGUUCUACGUGUUGUUAGAAUGGCAAUAAACUUGGAAAUGAGCGUUGAACUUCAAAUGUAAAUACACAA